AAAGGUGGGAGUGGGAUGAAGAUAGGCGAAGCGAGUCGAGGGAGACAGCGGUACGAUGUGUUAACGAGUUGAAAAGAGAGAAAGGGAGAGAGAGAGAGAGAAGGCGCGAGGGACGGAGAGAGAAAGGGAUUGAAGGAGGGAUAUAGAGAGACAACUCGGUCGAAUGUGGGCUCCGGUAAAGUUGCUGCUGUUGCUGGAUGAUGGUGGAGGGAGUCGUUGUCCUCGGGAGUCCUCGUUCACCGGUCGCGACUGGUUAUACCGACGAGUCAUCAGUUCUCCGUGAAACGCGGUCUCGUUCGGUUCCCAUCGACGUUUCGUCCCCCCGAGCUCGCGAGUUUUUCGACGUGUGGGUGCGUUGUUAUUUUUAUUAUGUACUUUCAUUUCGUUCUCGAUCACCCUCCUUUUCUCACUCUCUGUUAAUCUCCUUCCCUCUCGGUUACUCCUGAUUUUUGUACGUUCACUGUGAACCCAGGUGGCGAGGAGACACGAAACCUUCGCUGUUGAGAGGCUCGAUCCUUCGCUAUGGAAACGCCACGUGAUUAAACGCCAAGUUCAACGGGAACGCGUUGCUGUGCUUAUGGAUGUUUGGCUGCCUCUUACCCAUCGGAUAAAAUCACUGAUUUUCAUGCCUGUCACUAAUUACCUCGUCGAUCCAACGAACUAAGCACUCGACAUCCUACCGAUAAAUCUCUCUUCGGGAAAUGAUCAAUCUCGCUGACUAAUGGAUUCGCUUCGCAACGGGACGAACUUUCUGUCCUUCAUUUCUCUCUGUUAUGCCAGUCCAGUGAACUCGCCACUCGAGAGGAUUUUCAUUACAAAAGAACUUGAUACUAAAAACCGUGGACCUCGAACCCGCUCUCCCUCCUUUCUCCACUUUUUGACCAUUUCCGUUUCUCUCUCUCGUCCUUUUUCGUGCACUCUCCUCUCUUUCUCUACCUCGCUGCUUCCUAACUUCGCAGUCGAGUCGACCAGGUGCUCUUGGCCAUUUUGAUACUGCUCGACAGAGCAAAACAACGCUAUUUUUAUCUUUCCGCGUCUUUGUACAGGUCCUUCGAUACUUUCCAUCGCUCAACGGUUUCCUCGCUCUCCUCAAAGUUCAUCCACGCGAGCGUUUUUUAUCACGAGGUUGCCGCCGCCGCCACCGCCACCGCGCGCCCGUGUGUUUGUGCAAGCGAGUUCUCUCCUGUGUUCGUACGCCGUGUGCAUAACGCGAUUUGUUUGUGCGCCUUGUGUCAGUGUCAGUACGCUCGUCGGUGGGGAACCCCAUCGACGAGUAUCUUACCUCCGAGUCUCUUGGCUCCUCGGCCUGCCGCGCUGCUUUUCCUCUCUGUUCUCCCUUGCUCACCUCGCACACCGGCCAAUCCACCGCACCAGAGAGAGAGAAAAGAAUAUGUUUAUCGUCUCGGAGCUGUUGACCGAUGACGAGCAUCCGAUUGGAUUCCGAAGAAUAAACCCCGAAGGGUUGCGAAACCUUUUUUUCCUCGAUCCCGUGGGAAUACGCCGAAGAUUUUCAUCAGGAAGGAAAAUAUCGAGAGGAAAAACGAAGUAGAGAGGCUUGCUGAAGAAUAAAAGGGCAAAGAGAAGAGAAAAGGAGGAAAAAUAUCGAGAGGAAAGAAGGGAUCGAUAUUGCCGGGAGAUUGAGAAGAGGAAAGAGGCGGAGGAGAAGGUCUGCAAAUUACGGAGUCGCAGAAAAGCGAGGUAGACAAGGGCAGAUCUAAUAACCGACUGGAAAAAGGUGUUUUAUUGAUGCAUCAGUGAUGCGACUGGAGUGCAGUGUGCCAAGUUGGGUGCUCGAUACACCGGGCAACAGAUAGCGUUAGUGGUCGCGCGCGCGGCUACCGAUGCGUGCUUCUACGCUUCCGCAUGAGGCCCACGGACGGCGACAUUUUUCGGCUCGUCUUGGUUAUUCAACGAUAAUCACGAGGACGACGUCGAGCAUGCCAAUCGUCCUUCCGAUAUUAUGGCCAUCUUAUCCAUGCAUCAAACACUCCCAACAAACGACGAGUCUGCGACUGCUCGAUCUAGCCCUAAUCACCCUCGUUUGGCUCAUCGCUGUUGCCGAUACUUCACCUUUGCCGCAGCCUGUACCACCGCACACGGGAAUCACGCGAGGCUCUUACAUCGGGCAUUAUGGAAUCGCGUGGUACGAUGCAACCGCCUUGCGAUCGCACCGAAACCGAGUACGUCGAGAUACAUCGGAGGCUGUGAAAGAUCAGCCAUUGGUGCUCCGUCUUCACGCUCUUGACAAGCACUGGACGAUGCGUCUCGUUCGCGAUAAUAAUCUAUUCGCGAAAGAUGCCACUUUUGAGGGAACCGAGGGUCCAAUUCCAUUCGACAUGUCACAUUCCUACGUCGGCACGAUCGAUGGGGACGAGAACGCGGUGGUACAGGGUCUCAUUACCGAAGAUGGCCUUUUCGAUGGAACCGUUGCAACGGGCUUCGAAGAAUACUACAUCGAGCCGAGCAGCCGAUACUUGGAAGGAAACGAGAACACGUCGCCCUCUUAUCAUACCAUAGCGUACAGGGCUUCCGAUGUAACGACACCGCCCCAUCCGCGUCGUUGCCCCAGUCACGAAUUGCAUCGGGGAACUCUUCAAGAUUCUUUUUAUCGCGAUAGGGAAUUCUCGAACAAAACUGGUGGGCCGUUCUACGAGCGUUUGCAGGACAACGAGGUGCGAAAACACGGUGGUUUUUACUCGAAAGAGGCGAAAAUCAGAAGCGAUACUGCGGAGAAGAACGAGAGUUUAGGGUACGUCGUUAAAAUCAACAGGGAAAGAUUCGUCAGGCAUUUGCACAAGCGAGAAACGGUCGAUCCUCGUAAAACAACGUGCAUGCUUUAUUUACAAGCGGAUCAUCAAUUUUUUGCGAGGUAUGGAACGGAGGAAGCGUGCAUCGAAGUGAUGACGAGGCACGUUCAGAGGGUUAAUUCGAUCUACAAGCAUACCGAUUUUAAUCAAGACGGACGACCCGAUAAUAUCAGUUUCAUGAUAAAAAGGGUCAAGGUUCACAGCGGGGAAGCUUUGAGGGACCCGAACUACCGGUUCCCUGGCAACUACGGAGUCGAGAAGUUUCUCGAGCUCUUUUCUGAGGAAGAUUACGAUGCCUUCUGUCUCGCCUACAUGUUCACGUAUCGGGAUUUCGAGAUGGGAACUCUCGGCCUCGCCUGGACCGGGGAUCUCAAAAACGCCGGUGGUGUCUGCGAAAAAAAUGGGCACUACCGUGGCAGCAUGAAGUCCCUCAAUACCGGAAUCGUGACACUUCUCAAUUAUGGAAAACACGUGCCCCCUGCUGUCUCACACGUCACUCUCGCACAUGAGAUUGGACACAAUUUCGGUUCACCUCACGAUCCAGAACAGUGCACUCCGGGUGGUGAAAAUGGUAACUUCAUCAUGUUCGCACGUGCGACCAGCGGGGACAAGAGAAACAACAACAGAUUCAGUCCCUGCAGCCUCAACUCCAUAAAUCCUGUUCUCAAUACCAAAGCUCGAUCUCCGAAAGGCUGCUUCACCGAGCCUCAAGCUUCCCUCUGCGGAAAUGGCGUCGUCGAAGAAGGAGAGGAGUGUGAUUGCGGAUGGGGAGAAGAUUGUCGUGACUCGUGUUGCUUCCCUCAACGUCGUUAUCCACCUGCUGAGGAAACACCUUGCACUUUGACACCGGGUUCAAUUUGCAGUCCGAGUCAGGGUCCCUGUUGUACGACCGAAUGCAAGCUCAGAUUCGGGGACAAAUGCAGGGACGACAAUGGCUGCAGAGACGCCAGUUUCUGUGACGGUAGAGCACCCUAUUGUCCACCAUCGAUCAACAAACCCAACAAAACUAUAUGCAACCAAGAGCUCGUGUGCUUCAUGGGGGAGUGUACAGGCAGCAUUUGUCUGGCUUACGGACUCGAAUCCUGUCAAUGUAUUCCCGGACCGAACGAUCUGCAAACCAAAGCCUGCGAACUCUGCUGUCGCCUUCCUGGUGAAAAUCAACCUUGCCUAUCGUCAUUCGACUGGAACGCACCUCCUUACGACAUCCCGGACAUGUUCUCCAAGCCCGGGACACCGUGCAACGAUUACAACGGCUACUGUGACGUCUUCCAAAAGUGUCGAGAGGUCGACCCGAGCGGACCACUGGCAACUUUGAGAAAGUUGUUGCUCUCGGACGAGAGUCUUGCAACUUUCAGGCGAUGGGUUUCCGAUCACUGGUACGCCGUCGCUCUCAUAGUUUUGGGAGCAAUUUCGUUACUGGUGGCCAGCAUUCGGUUCCUGGGCAAACGGCCGGACCUCAAGCUCAAAUCGGUAACAAUAAUACACAGCUCAACAACGGAAACGGUUCGUCUACCCCCGGAGGGAACGGAAGGAGUGACGGUGCAUCCCCCAGCUGUCCGGGCGAAAUUGCCGCUCAGUCGGAAGGUCAGGGAGAAGAGACGACACCGAAAGCAUAAAGAUACGAUUAUCACAGUGGGUAACAACAACGAUAAGUCGACAAAGGUUGUGAAGAAGAAGAAGAAGAAACGAGUGGGACCGGUGUCGGUGGAGGAGCAGCCAGCCAGAAAGCGAAUAGCCGAAGUUGCGAACCUCUCAGUGGCUGCUCAAGAUGCGAACAAUGUUCCGGGCAAGAAGCCGACAAAGGAAAGCCCGACGAACGAGAUUGGGGCUGUCGGAACAGUGGUUGGAGCUGGACAACAAACGGGGCCCGUGAGUGUUGGCUUGGUCGGAAUUAUUGGAGGAGGAUCGGGAGGGCUUGCAGCUUCGAAGAAGAAGCGAAAGAAGAAAGAGGUGAUCGAUUAUUCGGCGGCUCAGGCGGAGAACGAGAGUCCGGGUGGUCCAGGGGGUGGAGCCGUCGGCGACAAUGCAGAUCCGAAGAGCAAAGUUCGUUCUUGGUUGUUGGCCUCGCAGUGCCGGGUUGAGCGGACAUCCUCGAGUGGCUUACCAAAGAGUAAAUCGACUCCGGUCGGUUUAACCAGUACGAGAGUGGCUGCCAGUCGCGGAGUGGUCGGAGCCGCGGGAAGAGUUCGCCAAGUGACACUCAGAAGGCUAACCGAUCCGAAAGCACGUAGCGCCGGUUCGCUAACGCGAAGCGAGACUAAAAACGAUCGUGUCAGACUCCAGGUCGUCUACAAGCCACCCUUCAAGUUCAGCGUCAAGCUUCGCAAAGCCGACAAAGUUGGACAGAUGCCGGGGAACCAUGCCCCGGCAACUACGAGGAACAACACUCAAAUACCCAGAACAGGAGUGCUGGUCAGGACUACCGGUUGCAAAAAAAGCAAAGAUCGAGUUCGCACCAGUCAUGGAAAACAGAUGAUGAUUCCUGGCAACGGCAGAUCCAACAGUGCCAUGAUCCAAGAACCUGCCAAUUCGGACGUUCACACCGUACCAUCCGACCUGGAAGUAUUGCUCUCCGAAAGUGAAUUCCUCUUCUCGGAUGCGUGACCCAGGCGAGCCAGAUCUCUUCUCGCGGUUCUCGCUCGAUGAGAAAUCCCCGAAGAGACGACUCACCCACAUUCUCUUUGUUUUACCAUUCGCCAACGGAGGUGGCUAAUCUUGGGGCUGAAUCUUCAUCAACUCGAAUAAAUCCGAUACGUCCGAUCGAUCCGUACGACUCGAGUGCCCUUUCGAGCCAGUUCAGGGGUGGAAAAUUCGUUGAGAAAUAGUCCAACUAGUCUUUCGCGACUCCGUUCAUAUCGGGCUGAGCUACGACGCUUCGACCUUUCUUCUUAACUCGCUUCCCUUUAUUUUGUCUUUGGACGAUGUCAUGCGCCAUCUUUUUUACAAUUACGAUCAACUCUCCUCCAUUUGCCAAUUGCCAAUGGACCGAUCCACUCUCUUGCUUCAUCGUUAUGAGACGACGAAUUGACGGGGUCGCGAGAUACGUGAUAAAACACUGUACAUAUACCGUUUACUGUGAUUAUUUCUUCCAACGUGGUCAAGUCCCAAGCCGCAUUGUGUCGCGUUUGUAUCGAAUGCAUGAGUUUUCAGUAUCGAAAGUGAGAGCGAGCGAGAGAGAAAAUGAGAUACGAAGAAAAUGAUGUUAAACGUCUUCCGAUUAGUGAAUAAUCGGUAUUCGCUUGGGACACCGGGAACAAAUUAGUUAGCGACAUAUUAUAGUGUCAAGAACUGUACUUAAUUCGUAUUGACUAUUAACUUACUUUAAGUAUUCGCGACGAAUAUCAAUCGAUGUUCGUUCUGGUGCGAGAGAGCGCGGAUUCAUAAUGUGGCUCCUUUUUUUUUUUAUUACAACGAACAUUAUUCAUGUGCAGUUACUAGAAAAAUCAUCAAUUAACAUUCAGGAAUAAAAUGAAUCCAGAAACGAGACGGUGGACAUUAAUGACAGUGGAGCUAAGGAAAAUUUGCUGGUACAAGUACAAAAUCAUUUGGAAUAGGAGUUUCAAUAUUUAUACGAAAAACCCGGCAAAAAAAGCAAUGAAAAAUUGAUCAAACGUCUGCUACUUUAUUGUAGACGAUCGAAGGAACAUUUAAAUUCUGGAGAAAAUUGAUUAUCCGACAACGUUUGACCUCUCAAUGAUUCUUUCACGAAUUCAAUCUCCACGACAGCUGUUCAUUUCAGCCUAAUUUUCAUUGAAAGCACAAUCAAAAUUAUUCAUUUGUAUCCAUUCUUUGAAAGAGUAUACGAAAAUGAGAAAUUUUAUUCCACCGAACCGCACUUGGUUCAUUCGUUCGAAGGAUACUCCUGCCAUAAUCAAGUGCACUCGGACGUUAAAAGAUAAAUAAAGUAAAAUAAGAGCUGCUUCAUGAGCGAGCGGGGUUGGAAUGAAACUCGAGAAAAUUCCUCGUCACGAAUAUGAAUCGAAUGUUUGUGAUUGGUCAAUAGACGUUCACCCUCUUCGGAGCUCCGUUUCAAUGAAAUAAUAACGAUGUUAAUCAUAACAAUGAAACACACGAAAAUAAUCGUCAACCGUUUAUUCGUUGCGUUACGUGCCAAUUGACGAACACAAAGAUGAAAGUGGUGAUGAGAAAAGAGUUUAAAAAUUACUGUUCACUGCCCGGAUGAAAAAAGGCUGGUCGACCACAGGGCUGAGAUCAUCGCGAUUUAGCUACACUAACGAUAAGUAUUUACGUUGGUAGUCGACGAUCAUAAUUUGCUCUAAAUCAGGCCAGUUCACGGAAUUCCGGAUGCUUAUGAGAUUCAGCAGAUUGUUCACAUUGCCGAAAAACUUCGAGAGGCACGAAGGAGCCAACGAUAAACAACCAAGUUUAUCAACGCUCCUUGGUCUUUCUCCUUUCUUCGUUUUAUUCGUAAUUGUAAAUUUUAGUCAACUCGCGAGUUAACUCGUAUCGAAUUUCCUAUAACGGUAUUGAGCUCGUGGCGUUGAUUGUCUACCUCUCCGAAGAUUAUCGAGUCCACAACGAGCGCCGUAUCAAUCCGUCGUUCCUGUAUAGCCGAGGAAACUUAAGUCGGACGAACUCACUUAUAUUUUUUAUGCUCUUGUAAAUAAACGAGGAAAGAGGAGAGUAAAGAAGUUGAAAUAAUAAUAAUAACAAUAUGACGGUGGUAUAAAUAAUACCAGUAAUAUUAAUAACAUUUGUCAUAAGUAUGAAAAACCAUAAUAUCGACAUGAAUAAUGCUAUCUUUAAUUUUGUCACAUGUACUAUGAAUACAAAGUAUAAAAUAGUUAAUACGCCAAUCUCCAGUAACUAAAUUUCCAAGCCGAGAUUAACUCCAAUGUCUCCAGCUAUUGUCGUCCCAGAAUCAAGUUUGGCCAUGUAUAAUGUUACAAAUUAAGACUAAAUACGACGACGAGCCUCGUUCUUUAAAAAAAAAAAAAAAAACAAGAAAAACAGAAAAAAAGAAAAACAAUUUAAUGAAGAUGCGGUGAUGAAAAUCACCAGGUCGCUGAUGUAUUUUUGCACGGACUUUGUAUAAAUAACAACUCUAACGAAGGCUGUAUUCGUGUGUACUGUGUAUAUAACGAUGUACUAAUAAACGAUAGAAAUUAUGACAAGUA
This is a messenger RNA of Venturia canescens, 7945 nucleotides long. Its product is annotated as disintegrin and metalloproteinase domain-containing protein 10-like. The record is from RefSeq and is a predicted model, not a curated record. Gene Ontology annotation, biological process: Notch signaling pathway; membrane protein ectodomain proteolysis. Gene Ontology annotation, cellular component: plasma membrane. The coding region runs from base 1842 to 5411 and encodes 1189 amino acids. Gene Ontology annotation, molecular function: metalloendopeptidase activity. Lineage: Eukaryota; Metazoa; Arthropoda; Insecta; Hymenoptera; Ichneumonidae. The transcript is spliced from 18 exons.